Messenger RNA from Corticium candelabrum, 1040 nucleotides. RefSeq lists its product as uncharacterized. The transcript has a single exon. NCBI's taxonomy places the organism in Eukaryota, Metazoa, Porifera, Homoscleromorpha, Homosclerophorida, Plakinidae. The record is from RefSeq and is a predicted model, not a curated record. Bases 43 to 873 code for a protein of 276 amino acids.
GAAUAUCUGACAUCUGCAGGCAAAGUUCAGCAUCAGCUAUCCAUGUCAUUUGCUCGCUGUGAGGCAGAAAUCUUGUUCACAGAUGCACCCACAGCCCGAGAUGCAGCACGACAUCGAUCUACAAAAGGAAAAGGAGCUGGUGCAUGGCUGAACGCAAUCCCGACUUCAGAAGUGCUCGCACUAAAUUCUUACGAGUAUCGUUUAGCGUCCUUGCUGAGGUUGGGCUUGCCCAUUCCACUUUCUGACUGGAUGACAACAUGCAACUGUGGUGCCUCCCUGGACAGCAGUGGGUACCAUCUGCUAACAUGCAAAACCGGUGGAGGGCCAGUUUGGUCGCACGAAUCGCUUGCAUCAGUCUGGUCUGAUUGCCUGCGGGAGCUGCACAUCCAUCAUCGAAGGGAACCGAGGCAUCGGUAUGCCAAUUCCAAUGACCGGCCAGACAUUGUAGCCUUCGACUCAGACUCUGGGUGCAAUGUGGAUCUGGACAUAGCUCUAGCACACCCAUGGAGCUCGGACAUCUUCCCUAGAUCUUCGGAAACAGAUGGCGCCGCUGCUGAGAGAAGAGAGGAGAGAAAAAAGUCAAAAUACGAGAAGGAAUGUCUACCAGGUGGAACUGCUGUCAGUCUCAUUCCUCUGGUUAUGGAGCAUUUUGGACGCUGGGGUGUCAUGGGAAGAAACUUCCUGCAGAAACUAGCAAAGAAAUCAUGUGACGAAAUUGGUAGACCAAACGCUGCAGAGUUCCUUGACUUUUGGCGAAAAAGAUUCUCCCUUCAGCUGCAAAAAUGCAAUGCCAAAGUCAUACUGAGGAAGAUGGCAAGCUUGUCAAGUGACACAAGUAGCGCUAAGUACUCAACCCAGUUCUUUAGCCACUAGGCUGACCUGGGUUAUCUUUUAAGUUAAGUUGUUACUGUUUUUAGUGCUUUUUCCUGUGUACUGUAGCACCUAAAACAUUAUGUCAUUGCCUAGCACUCUUUGUAUGAUAGAUGAAUGUUUGAAAAUAUAUGUGACAGACAGACAGACAGACAGACAGACAGACAGAC